Oryctolagus cuniculus (rabbit) is the source of this 2974-nucleotide messenger RNA. The record is from RefSeq and is a predicted model, not a curated record. Lineage: Eukaryota; Metazoa; Chordata; Mammalia; Lagomorpha; Leporidae.
GGCCAGCCCCCCACCCCCAUCCCACACGGCCGAGGGGUCAGGCCAGACGCCCCGUGGCGUUCUCAGGCCAGGGAGUGGACACGGAGGGCUCCUGUGCCGGCCUCUGGGCAGCCGGCCCGAGGAGGGCAGCGGGCAGGGCGCUGGGCAGUGUGACCUGAGUUCCGCCCGGAGCGGGCUGGGGCGUGGCCAGCAUUCGGGGCUGCGUCUAGGGCUGGCCCGCCGGGGUGCUGGGGCUCUGAGCUCGCACACCUCGGCCGGCUGCCACCUGCUCACUGUUUGCAGCGACGACGCCUACGCCUCCCUGGGGGCGUCUCCGCAGCGGCCGCCGGCCCCCUGGGCCAUGCAGGAGCGGGGCCAGGGGCGCACGGUGAGCCAGGCCAGCAGUUCAUUGAUGACUUGAACAAAUGGGCCCUGUUUCUGGUUUCUCCUUUUAUACUGGAGGCAGAACACAUAGCGUUUGUGACCGAGAGCAUUUGGGUCCGAGGUGAGAGCUUACAGAGGCCGCCUUCCUCUGCUGAAACUGUUGUCAAGUGGUCGGACUGUUGCUUGCCGUUGGCCUGCAGACCCGGGGAGCCUUAUCGGCUGAUAGCUGAAGCGAGCGUGGACGACUUCAGCAAGCUGGGGGUGGCGUUCAUGGAGGACAGACUGCAGAUGGACAAUGGGCUGGUGCCCCAGAAGAUCGUUUCCGUGCACUUGAAGGACUCCACUCUGGAGGAACUUAAGGAUCAGGCCUUAAACAACCAAACCCCAAUCCCGCAGCCGAACCCCGAACCAUCUCCUGAGACGGAGCCUGCGCAGGGAGUUAUGGAGCACGUUGGCAAAAGUGACUCGAAGGAUCCUGGUGAGGGCUCCUCCACGCCGAGGAGGGGCAGUGCCCCCGGGAGUGAGCCCGCCUCCGAGGGGAGUGAGCAGGGCGGGGGCUCCCCCGAGCAUCACCACCUCCACCUGUCUAGUUGCCACGAGUGCCUGGAACUCGAGGGCAGCACCAUUGAGUUGAUCAAGUUUGCUUCUGCAGAGAACAUUCCGGAUCUUCCCUACGAUCACAGCAGCAAUGUGCAGGGCACUGCUGAUGAGAGCUACCCCGAAAGAGAAGAAAGGAGGGUCAACGUGACGGGCAAGGCUCCGAACAUCUUACUCUACCUGGGCUCCGACUCCCAGGAAGCCCUGGGCCGGCUCCAGCAGGUGCGCUCCGUUCUGGCCGACUGUGUGGAUACUGACAGUUACACCCUCUACCACCUGCUGGAGGAGAGCGCCCGCAGGGACCCGUGGCCAGACAACUGUCUCUUGUUGGUCCUUGCCACCCAGGAGGCCAUUCCCAAGGACCUGCACCAGAAGUUCAUGGCCUAUCUUUCUCAGGGAGGGAAGAUAUUGGGGCUGUCUUCGCCUUUCACGUUCGGUGGCUUCCAGGUGACGAGCAAGGACGCGCUGCAGAAGACCGUCCAGAGCUUGGUGUUCUCCAAGGCUGAUGGCAGGGAAGUGAGGCUGCGCGCGCUGAGCAGCGGCUGCGUCUAUGAGGACAGCACCGGAGAGCGGCUGAGUCCCGGCAGGCUGCAGGGCCGCCUGGAGGGCGCGGACCAGGACAGGAUGAUUGUGCAAGUGCCUUUUGGAACCUGUGGCGGAGAAGCCGUUCUUUGCCAGGUGCACUUAGAACUACCUCCCAGCUCUUCCCUGGUGCAAACUCAAGAAGAUUUUAAUUUGCUCAAAUCAAGCAACAUGUCAAGAUACGAAGUCCUUAGGGAGAUCCUGACGACCCUCGGCCUGAGCUGUGACGUAAAGCAAGUGCCUGCCUUAACACCUGCGUACCUCCUGCCGACCACACGGGAAAUCUGGGCUCCCCUGAUGAAGUGGCUGGAGAGGCACAUGGAUCCUGAAGGAGUAAUCAAGUCCAGCAAACUGUCCCUUAAAUUCGUUUCAUCCUACACAUCUGACAUGGAAAUAACCCCGUCUUCUAUACCCGUGGUCACUGAUAUGGAGGCCUUCUCAUCAGAAAAUUUUGACUUUGAGAUCUAUCGACAAAAUCUGCAGACUCGGCAACUUGGAAAAACAAUUCUGUUUGCGGAAGUGACCCCCACGACAAUGAGUCUCCUGGACGGGUUGAUGUUUGAGAUGCCACCGGAAAUGGGUUUAAUAGCCAUCGCGGUCCGGCAAACCCAGGGCAAAGGGCGAGGACGCAAUGCUUGGCUGAGCCCCGCGGGAUGCGCCCUUUCCACGCUGCUGGUCUCCAUCCCGCUGAGGUCCCCGCUGGGACAGAGGAUCCCCUUCGUGCAGCAUCUGAUGUCGCUGGCCGUCGUGGAAGCGGUCAGGGCCAUCCCCGAGUAUCAGGAUAUCAACUUGCGAGUGAAGUGGCCCAACGAUAUUUAUUACAGCGACCUCAUGAAGAUCGGCGGAGUUCUGGUUAAUUCCACGCUUGUGGGAGAAACAUUUUAUAUACUUAUUGGCUGUGGCUUUAAUGUGACGAACAGCAACCCUACCAUAUGCAUCAAUGAUCUUGUGGCGGAAUACAACCGGCAGCACAAGGCGGACCUGAAGCCCUUAAGAGCUGACUGUCUCAUCGCGCGAGCCACGACGGCGCUGGAGCGGCUGAUCGACACGUUUCAGGACGAAGGGCCCGACGGCGUUCUUCCCCUGUAUUACAAAUACUGGGUGCACAGUGGUCAGCAGGUGCGUCUGGGAGGUGCCGAGGGGCCGGAGGUGUCCAUCGUGGGCCUGGAUGACUGUGGCUUCCUGCAGGUGCACCGGCAGGACGGGGACGUGGUGACUGUGCACCCGGACGGCAACUCCUUCGACAUGCUGCGCAACCUCAUCGUCCCCAAGCACCCGUAGCUGCAGACCGGGAACCCGGGCCUGGGCCUGGCGCCGCCACCCCACCCCGCCGGCCUGCUGCUGCCCUGCCGCUGCCCUGGCUGCCCCUCCCCUCUUCCCAGGGCUCUGGAGAAGUAACCUAGGCAGAUUUUUUCCUUUCUUCCUUUUUUCC